Molecule: messenger RNA, 688 nt
Organism: Diabrotica balteata
Lineage: Eukaryota; Metazoa; Arthropoda; Insecta; Coleoptera; Chrysomelidae
Source: the annotation of a GenBank genome assembly
UAUAAAUAUUUAAUAAUUUUGUAAAUAUUUAAUAUUGAAACUUGUACUAGUAAUAUGGAAUUAAGAGAUAUAAAUUAUGACAAAGGAGAAUAUGUAGAAACGGCUUCAGGUAACAAGGUGUGUCGUCAAACUGUAUUAUGUGGGUCUCAAAACAUAGUUUUACAGGGAAAAGUAAUAGUUCAGUCCGAUGCAAUAAUUAGGGGCGAUUUAGCGAAUGUUAAAACAGGAAGGUACUGUAUUAUUAGUAAAGAAGCAGUUCUAAGACCUCCCUACAAAAAAUUCAGUAAAGGGGUAGCAUUUUUCCCAUUGUCAAUAGGAGAUCAUGUUUAUAUUGGAGAAAAAUCUCUUGUAAAUGCAGCUACUGUAGGAAAUUAUGUUUAUAUUGGUAAAAACUGUGUAAUAGGCAGAAGGUGUAUCUUAAAAGAUUGUUGUGUCAUUGAAGAUAAUACUGUCUUGGCACCAGAAACUGUUAUACCACCAUUUACAAGAUAUGGAGGCUCUCCAGGUUCUUAUAUUGGAGAUUUGCCUGAAUGUCAAGCAGAUUUGAUGGUCGAUUUUACUAGAAGUUACUAUCAGCAUUUUCAACCUACAAAAUUAAUUUAAUUUUUAAAAGCUUUUUGUAUGUGUUUGUUAUAUUUAUUAUUUAUAUAUUAUGCUGAAAUAUUUACAGUAAAUUUUUUUAUGUGAA